This is a messenger RNA of Phyllopteryx taeniolatus (common seadragon), 2945 nucleotides long. RefSeq names its product solute carrier family 4 member 1b (Diego blood group) (gene slc4a1b). The record is from RefSeq and is a predicted model, not a curated record. The transcript is spliced from 17 exons. Gene Ontology annotation, cellular component: basolateral plasma membrane; plasma membrane. Gene Ontology annotation, molecular function: solute:inorganic anion antiporter activity; monoatomic anion transmembrane transporter activity; bicarbonate transmembrane transporter activity. Lineage: Eukaryota; Metazoa; Chordata; Actinopteri; Syngnathiformes; Syngnathidae. Bases 153 to 2675 code for a protein of 840 amino acids. Gene Ontology annotation, biological process: bicarbonate transport; monoatomic anion transport; regulation of intracellular pH.
GUGCGUAUGCAUGCACACGUGCGUGUACCACCCAUCAUCCGGCGGCAUGCAUCCAUAAAUAUAUCCUUUUAUAAAGUCUUUCUUCCCGUUUCUACAGGUCAGUCGCCUGUGGCCGCUUCUGCCCGCUUGGUGGACGACUGCAAGAGAGAAAGAUGAUGAAGGACCACAACGAGCAGAGCUACUGGCAGGAGACAGGGCGAUGGGCGGCCUACGAGGAGAGCUUCGACCCCGAGUCCGGCGUCUGGGCGUCCUCGCACGUCUCGUACCUCACCUUCAAGAGCCUGGUGCAGCUUCGACGCUUCAUGAACACAGGUGUGAUGCUUUUUGACUGUGUGGAGAAGACCUGGGCCGGCAUCGCAGAGAAAUUGGUCGCUGAGAUGCUCAAACAGAAGCAGAUCAGACCAGCAGACCAGGAGGGCGUCAUGAAGUGUCUGCUCCACAACCGCAGCCAAGAAGCUGAUCCGGAGAGUCAAGCCCUGACCGAUGGAGCGGACCUACGCAGGUUUUCGGUCAAGGAAAGGAAGGAUGAAUCUGACCGUGUGGAGGCCUCCAUGGUGUUAGUAGGAGCUUUGGACUUCCUGGAAAAGCCCGCAGUCGUGUUUGUGCGUCUGAAAGAGGCGGCGGCGCUCGACUCGGCCUUGGAGGCUCUGGAGCCGUUACGCUUCGUCUUCGUGCUGAUCGGGCCCAGCAACGCCGAUACGGAUUAUCAUGAGAGUGGGCGAGCCAUGGCAGCGCUAAUGGCUGACAAAGUGUUCAACCAGGCGGCGUCUCGGGCUAAAAGCCUGCGAAACUUGACUGAAGCUGUGGGCGACUUCAUGGACUGCAGCAUUGUCAUCCCGCCCACUGAGAUCCAAAAUGAAGCCACGCUCAGUUCCAUAAUCAAGUUUCAGAAGAAGUUGCUGAAGGACAGAGUCCACUCAUCUGAGCCCGUGCUGGACAGCAAACCUGGUCAGAUUUCCUUCUCUACAGCACUUCCGCCUGAAGAUCCCCUGGCCCGCACGGGUCGACCAUUCGGCGGGAUGAUUCGAGACAUUAGAAAACGAUACCAGUACUACAAGAGCGACAUUACCGAUGCUCUCAACGCUCAGGUCCUUGCUGCCAUCAUCUUCAUCUACUUUGCGGCUCUCGCUCCUGCCAUCACCUUUGGGGGCCUCCUAGCGGACAAAGUGGAGGAUAUGAUGGGCGUCCCGGAGCUUCUCAUUUCUACUAGCAUCCAAGGGAUUAUCUUCUGCUUCGUUGCUGCCCAGCCUGUGCUUGUUAUUGGAUUCUCUGGGCCUCUCUUAGUGUUUGAGGAGGCCUUCUAUGCUUUCUGCAAGUCCCAGGAGAUCGAGUACAUUGUCGGGCGAGUGUGGGUGGGCGUGUGGCUGGUGGUCAUCGUGGUGAUCAUCGUGGCGUGCGAGGGAAGCUUCCUGGUGCGCUUCAUUUCCCGCUUCACCCAGGAGAUAUUCUCCAUCCUCAUCUCCAUCAUCUUCAUCUACGAAACCUUCGCCAAGCUCGCGAGGAUCUUCAAGGCUCAUCCGCUGAUUCUGAAUUACGAUCACCUGAAUGCAUCUCUCGAAAACCCCUGGCGCCCGAGGGUGGAACACACGGUCAUCUUGGACAACGUGACUGGCAACACGACCGUUCUCGUCAACACUUUAACGCCACCUUACCCUAACACGGCACUGCUCUCCACGUGCCUCAUGCUCGGCUGUUUCUUUAUAGCCUAUUUCCUGCGCCAGUUCAAGAACGGCACCUUUCUGCCCGGAAAAGUCAGACGUUUGUUGGGUGACUUUGGUGUUCCAAUUGCCAUUUUCCUCAUGAUUGUCGUGGACUACAUCAUUGGGGACACCUACACUCAGAAACUGGUGGUCCCUAAAGGUCUGAUGGUGUCAAAUCCAGCCAAAAGGGGCUGGCUCAUCAACCCGUUUGGAGAGCACACACCUUUCCCUGUGUGGAUGAUGUUUGCAUGCUGCAUUCCGGCCGUGCUCGUCUUCAUCCUCAUCUUCUUGGAGUCUCAAAUCACAACCUUGAUCGUGAGCAAACCCGAGAGGAAGAUGGCCAAAGGCUCCGGCUUCCACUUUGACCUUCUGAUUUUGGUGGGCAUGGGCGGGAUCAGCGCCAUCUUCGGCGCGCCGUGGCUCAGCGCUGCCACGGUGCGCUCAGUCACUCACGCCAAUGCGCUCACCGUCAUGAGCAAAGGAACCAAACCUGUGAUCGAGAAAGUCCUGGAGCAGAGAGUCAGCGGCAUCGUUGUGGCGCUGUUGGUUGGUCUGUCCAUUCUGAUGGAGCCCAUCCUGAAGUUGAUCCCCAUGGCGGCCUUGUUCGGGAUCUUCCUCUACAUGGGCGUCACGUCACUAAACGGCAUCCAGCUGUGGGAUCGUAUGCUGCUGCUUCUCAUCCCCAAGAAAUACCAUCCGAACGAGCCUUACGCCACCAAAGUGAGCACCGGAAGAAUGCACUUGUUCACUGGCAUCCAGAUCAUGUGCCUCGCACUUCUGUGGAUCAUCAAAUCCAGUCCAGCGUCCCUCGCACUUCCAUUCAUCCUCAUCCUCACUAUUCCAUUACGCAUGGUCAUGACCGGGCGGCUCUUCACUGAGUUGGAGAUGAAGUGUUUGGAUGCUGACGACGCUAAAGUGACAUUCGAGGAGGAGCCGGGACAAGAUGUGUACUGGGAAACUCAGAUGCCAUUGUAGGCAUAGAGAAAGGGCACUCUUUAAAAAAAAUAAAAAAUAAAUAACAUUUUUGAAAUGUUUAAUUAUGGCUCAAAUUCAAGUUUGCAAACAUUUGUAUUUCCAUUGAAAAUUGGGCAGACUAUUUCUGACUCUUCAAUUUGAUUUUGAUAUGACAAAUCAAAUUUGUCUUUAAAAAAAAUGCAAUUGAGCCAUUCCUUGCUAUUGGUGCCUUUUCUAUUCCCAGGAAAACACUUUUGUUUAAAGUAAAUAAAAUGCCAAUUAUGAAAACAU